This is a messenger RNA of Epinephelus fuscoguttatus (brown-marbled grouper), 3889 nucleotides long. RefSeq names its product 3-ketodihydrosphingosine reductase (gene kdsr). The transcript is spliced from 10 exons. Gene Ontology annotation, cellular component: endoplasmic reticulum membrane. NCBI's taxonomy places the organism in Eukaryota, Metazoa, Chordata, Actinopteri, Perciformes, Serranidae. Gene Ontology annotation, biological process: sphingolipid biosynthetic process. Gene Ontology annotation, molecular function: 3-dehydrosphinganine reductase activity. The coding region runs from base 256 to 1335 and encodes 359 amino acids. The record is from RefSeq and is a predicted model, not a curated record.
GUUUACAGUGCACAGUUCGAUUUGUUUUGGUUUAUGCAGACUGCGCUUUGUCACGGGGAGCCAAGGUCCACCGCCGUACUUUAAGCUGGUCGUUACACAUCUUUGACUGACUGCCAAACCACUGCAACUCCUCCUCCGAUAUCUGUGUAUCGCCUCCCCCUUUCCGGGCCGCCGCUGCCUCGUAGCUCCUGUUAUCGGAUCCCAGAAGCUGGCCUGCUAGUUAGCAAACAAGCUAACGAUUGCCAGAUUUCACCCAUGUCCUCUGAAGAAGCGUUCAGCUCAUCGAUCACAGAUUGGUUUUUCAUCAAUUCCUGGUGGCUCCUCCUGCCAUUCAUCAUGCUCCUUGUAGUGGCAGCCUUCAUCGUUGCCUUCGUGCUACUGUUAUACAUGAUAUCGCCUCUUAUCAGUCCCAAACCUCUGAAAUUGAACGGGGCCCACGUCGUGGUGACGGGAGGCUCAAGUGGGAUUGGAAAAUGCAUUGCAAUCGAGUGCUACAGGCAAGGAGCAUUCAUCACGCUGGUGGCACGAGAUGAGGCUAAAUUGCUCCAAGCAAAGAAAGAGGUGGAGAAAUUUGCCAUCAAUGACAAACAGGUGGUGCUCUGCAUAUCUGUGGAUGUUUCCAGUGAUUACAGCCAGGUGGAAAGUGUGAUAAAACAGGCUCAAGAGAAGCUGGGGCCUGUUGAUAUGUUGGUGAACUGUGCAGGAUCAUCCAUCUCUGGAAAGUUUGAGGAUGUGGAAGUGGACCGUUUUAAAAAACUAAUGGAAGUGAACUACCUGGGCAGCGUUUACCCGACACGGGCCGUCAUAACCACCAUGAAGGAGCGAAGAAUGGGCCGCAUUAUGUUUGUGUCCUCCCAAGCGGGCCAGAUUGGCCUGUUUGGGUACACUGCCUACUCCCCGUCCAAGUUUGCCCUGCGUGGCUUAGCGGAGUCUCUGCAGAUGGAGAUAAAGCCAUACAACAUCUAUGUCACUGUGGCCUAUCCCCCUGACACUGACACUCCAGGACUGGCUGAGGAAAACAAGACAAAGCCUCUGGAGACUAAAUUAAUCUCUGAAACCUCUGGAGUUUGUCAGCCAGAGCAAGUGGCCAAGAUCAUUGUUCGGGAUGCAGUGCAGGGGAACUUCAACAGCUCUGUGGGACCCGAUGGUUACAUGCUGUCAGCCCUCACCUGUGGAAUGUCACCUGUUACCUCCAUCACAGAAGGUCUUCAGCAGAUUGUUACCAUGGGAUUAUUUCGGACCAUCGCCCUCUUCUACCUGGGGAGUUUUGACAGUAUUGUGCGCCGCUGCAUGAUUCAGAGGGAGCAAUCAAAGGCAGCCGAUAAGAGGGAGUAACAGCAGCCUUACCUUCUUCACAGCCCAAUGCCCCCCCUCCUCCUCCUCCUCCUCUUCCUCACCCACACACCCCCAUCCCAUCCCCUCCUCCAGCUGUACAAGUGCACAACCAUAGGUGGGAAAAAGGCCAAGCUUUGAGUGCGUUUCUGAUAUCAACAGAUGGGAUGAAAGGAAGCGGCAGAUGUUUGCUCUUUGCUUGUCCAGUGGCGUAACUCCACCGUAGACUUCACUGUCAGUUUGAUUUUUCUAUCCUCUCUGAGCAUUCCAGUGACUUUUCUUUAGUUUAAUGUGUCCACCUGCUUCUUUUUGUGGGAGCAGCCUUACUUUAAAGGAACGAGGGCAGACUAAACAUCCCACAGUAGGUAGGAUUUAUGAACCACUGACUAGUUAUCAGGCCUCCUUGCCGUCGUCAUUUGCACAUGCUGUUUUUUGUUUUGUUUUUUUUUUUUUCUUUACACAGACGGGGAAAGCAACAGAGAGCUUGUCUGACUGGUUGUGCCAAAUAUGGCUUGAUAUUCCCUCCCACCAGGGGCUAUAGUGAAAACCAGAAUGGUAACUUUAAGCAGUCAUUUUGUUUCAUGCAUCAUAAAAGUCGGUCCACAUGUAGGAAUUUCACAGUUUUCACUAAGUGAGGCCCCUCGUCUCGACCUUUUCAUACCACGAGUCUUUGCAGGCAAAGCACCUCCCUUUUUGACUGAAUAACCUCUGUGUUUGUGACCCUCAGUGUUCUGUUUAUGUUGUGGGAUGUUGUGUUAAUGUGCUCUGUGUGUGAACCAAGCCUUGAUGUGAGAGAGGAGAAUUCUUCAGUUAUAUUAGAGAGAGAGAGCGAGAGCAUGUGUGAUGUUGUUUUUUUAAAUUUUACUAAUGCAAAAACAUAAUUUCCAGAAAAUAAUAAUAUUCAGACAUUUUAGACGCAGUGUUGGGGGGGGGGUGGGGGGGGUAUUUUUGGGUGAAUCGUGUGCAUAGAUGUGCGUGUGUGUGUUUUGUGUUUGCUGUGACUGAGCCAAACCCCUGGGGAGAGAAAAGCCAUUAGAUUUUAUCGUCUCGGGAAUAAACACACCAAAUUAUUUUCUCGGCAUCCCAUCUUAUUUCUUGAGAAAGGAAAGCAGGUACUAUGGGUUGAAGCCAUGAAAUCAAAAGAUGGAGGAAAGGGGGAGAAAAAAAGACCAGCACAGGUAAUUUCACUUCUCACCUGUGAAUAUGACCACGUUCAAUACACUUUUUUUUUUUUUUCAUUAAAUGUGUGAAAGGAAGCGUAUCGUUUAUACAUGCAGUUUUAUGUUUCGGUGCACAUAUUCAGCCACCCCAGCCACUCGAGAUCCAAGUGGGAUCCAUAAUUUGUUGGGGCGGUGUAAGUCAGGGCAGGGCAAGACUUGCUGGUUCGAGUCAUGUCCCUGUAGGUCUAGUGAGGGCGCUAGAGAUUUGUUUUACAUUAAGGCCAAAAUAGUGGAGGGACCAGCAUGGAAGUGUGAUCCCCGUCCCUCUGAUUUUGACCUCCUGUCACCCUGUCGUGCACAGUUGGGACUCUACAACCCCCAAAAUGACAAUAUCGAUUCCCUCCUUGAGAAACCUUGUAUUUACCACGUUUUCCAUAUGUUUUGCAUACAGAGGGAGGAAAAAGUACAGUGUCGACUCUUGCAAGUCUUCCUUCGGUCCAUCACAAACGGGGAGAAUGUACUUUAAUACAAAGCAUACAAAUUAGAGCAUAUUAUUUUUAAAUACACCAAUAUUUGAAUGCCAAAAUGUGUUAAGACAAUUUCUGUAGAUGCAAUGCAUUUAUUUGAGAUUUAUUUCGAUGUUGCUGCUCUGUUGAUCUUUAGAGGUAGUUUGUUACAGCUGUGGAGCAGUGUGUGGACCCAUUCUAAGCCUUAAGACGUGACUACUGAUGAAGCUAAAGCUAUAAGAAUGGACCUGUCCACAGAGCAAUGGGGCUUAACCCACAUGUGGUUUACCAGUUCAUUUAAUGCUUAAUCUUUAAUACUUUUCAAUGUAAAGUUGCCAACUGUUUUUUGUGUAUUUUGUCAAUUUCCAGUCUUUGUACGACAAAAAGAAGCCUUACAGAAAUCCAAGUUAUGAAAGUGAGAAUGGAUGACUCAUGUUUGAUGAUGUUCUCAUUUGAAAUUGGUUGAAGGCAUACUGUCCUGCACUCAAGAGCUUUUCAUAAUUGUACAUUUAUUGCUUUCAGACGUUCUCUUUUACCUUGAGGUAGCAACACAUAGUUGAUAGAACAUGUAGCCCAUAUAAAAGCAGUUUUCUUUUACCCUUGUAAGCUAUGCAAAUUAAGCCUAUGCUUAGAUUAUGUUCCAAACAUACAGUCAAGACUUAAAUUCUGUAACGGCCACGCUAGUUUCCCCAUAUUUAACAGUGUCAUCAUCAGAUACUUAACAUGAGUUUUCAAGUAUUGAACAUGAAAGUCAUAAUGCACUCUGUGGUUUCAUUCUCUUCUUGCUUUUUACUUUAUUUUCUGCCAAAAAACUUAACACCUUCACCUUGUGUGCCAUUGAAAGAAAAUGUGAGAAGUGGAACGUUUCUUUGUCUUAUUUUCUUACAUGAU